GAAAGCAGGGAACUGGUGCGGGGAUUGAGGCGCUCUGUGAAAGGGGAUCCAUCUGCGGUGCACUGAGAGAUAAAUGUGAUAGUGUGCAGGGCACGUCUCAGAGGUGGAGGAGCUGGCGCUGCAGUCCAUGAUUGGGGCUGGAGAGGAGAAGGUCCCUGUGCCCCUGCCAGCCCUGGCUGAGGACACGCAGCAGACUCUUGGGCAGAUGGACAACGAGGCUGCCAUCAAUCAAACUGAGUUACACCUUAGUCUUCAGGAUUAUAAAGAGGAGGAAGAGGAGGAGGAGGAGGAAUCUGAUUCUUGAGAGAAAGAAAAUCAGAGAUGGUUUUUAAUACAGACUCAGGAAUUUCUUCUUUCAUCUGCAACUCACCAAGUGAUUUCCAUUUUGUGCUCUGUGUGGAUAUGAACUAUUUGAUAUAUCAGAGUUGAGGGCAGGGACACUGAACACGUGAAUUUCACAGGCUGGGCACAUCUUGACUCAGACCUUGAAAGAAUGAAAAUCUGCUGCACAAAGAUGUAGCAUGAUCCAUUCCACAUUUCAAACCUAAUGUAGCUCUUUGUAUGUGGAAGGGAGAAGUAAUUGAUCAACCAGACUAAUUAACACAUGCACUAAAAGCAAUAACUUGUCUGUUCUCACUGCCUGAUGUGAGAAACAAAUGCAGGUCCUGGAGGCUGGUGCUGCCCCAGUGAUUACAUUAUAACCUCAUUUGCCUAAACUGGGAAUUUAAAAUACAGCGUGAGAAAAGAUGUGUCCAGGGCUGUCUCCAGCCUUCAGCUGCUGUGUUCUCAGUUCCAUGGAAAGCUGGAGUCACUCCCAGAGUCCUCCCAGUGUCAGCCCUGUUCUGAGCACUGCAGGGAGGUCUCUCUGUCCCCCUGGUGCUCUUCAGUUCUGUCAGUCUGUCCCAGAAAAGGAGCCAAGGAGCCUUUUAUUUGUCCACAAAUUAUAGAGCAAGAAAUAAUCCGUGGUGGUAACAAGCUAAUACUCUUAAAUUGGUGUUAUUUUCUUUUUCUCUCAUUGUAACCUCAUAAACCAAGGCAAGGUCGCCUGCCUUCAUGUGAUUCUCAAGGAGGAGCAUGAGGAGUUCUAGUUAUAAGUGGAAAGUGAUGUGAAAUCUCCACAAUUUUUGUAUUUGGAAAAUUGUCUGGUAUCCUGGGGGUGGCCAGAACUGACAUUCAGCCUCCAGUGAAUUCCUGCCACUGUUAAAUGAGUGUUGAUUUGGCUCUUGUUUGGUUUGUAUCAAUGGAAACUGUUGGGGUGUAAAUGUGGCUUCAUCCUGCACUAAAGACUAUUUGGGUUUUGAGGAUCCUGGAUGUCUUAAGGAAGGAAGUUGGAACGAGUGAAGAAGAGAUUGUUUAACAAAGCUUUCCCAAGCCUGACAGGUAAAAAAACCCCAAAAGUCUGAGCCAAUCAUGUUCUGGUCAAAUAAGCCCUUGCAGUGAUGUGUGUGAAGAGCUGGUUUGGGCACAUUUCAACUCCAAAGGGUAAUUUUAACUGCUGAAAAAUGUUAUUUGUGCCCAGCAUGGUCCAGGGUAGUUGUCAUGGAGAGAAUUGUUGCUGCUUUUGUGAACGAGUCCCCCUUCCUUUUGGAUUUGAACAGCCCAGUUCUAGUGCAUGUUGCAAUAAAGUUCUUUUCCUGCUGUCCUU
Cinclus cinclus is the source of this 1645-nucleotide messenger RNA. It is a transcript of the gene SNAPC5, whose product is annotated as small nuclear RNA activating complex polypeptide 5. Lineage: Eukaryota; Metazoa; Chordata; Aves; Passeriformes; Cinclidae. The record is from RefSeq and is a predicted model, not a curated record. Gene Ontology annotation, biological process: transcription by RNA polymerase II; transcription initiation at RNA polymerase III promoter. Bases 128 to 304 code for a protein of 58 amino acids. Gene Ontology annotation, cellular component: nucleus. The transcript is spliced from 3 exons.